UAUAAUUCUAAAAGUCAGUGGACAUAUGAACAGCAAAAUUGAAAAAGGCUUUGGGAUCGUAUCGGAUCACGAUGUAUAGCAUUCGCCUUUCGAAUCCGCUAAGGAUGAGUUUGCAGGCCAUUAGCUACUUCUCGAUGAACUCCCGAAUCCCGCCGAAUACGAAAUUCUGGUCGAAGGUGUUCGGGAAAUACCUGUUGGUAACGAAUACUGUGGGAUCGGGGUUCCUUCUCCCUUUUGGAGAUGCGCUGGCCCAACAAUACGAGCGAUUGGGUGAAAUGAAAAAGCCGUUUGACUACUCCCGCUCAGGAUGUAUGAUGAUCACGGGACUGGUGAUUGGGCCCGUUCAGCACGGUUUCUAUCUGCUGUUGGAAAAGCUCUUGCCGGGCAACAAUCGAUGGGAUAUCCUGCGAAAGAUCCUGGCCGACCAGCUGAUCAUGUCCCCCAUCUACAUCGCCUUGUUCUUUCACAUAAGCAGUCUUCUGGAGGGCAAAAGUAUCACCGAAUGCAAUGCCGAAUUGUACGAAAAGUUCCUCUACACCUGGUUGUUGGACUGCUGCCUGUGGCCGGGUCUCCAGUACCUGAAUUUUCGCUACUUAAAGGCCCUCUAUCGCGUGGUAUUCAUCAAUGUGGCCAAUUGCAUGUACAUCGUCCUUUUGUCGCACAUAAAACACGGUUAUCAGUAGGUCGAAAUUACAAUCUUCGGCUAAUACUCCAUAAUAAAAUCCUU
Molecule: messenger RNA, 727 nt
Organism: Drosophila gunungcola (fruit fly)
Lineage: Eukaryota; Metazoa; Arthropoda; Insecta; Diptera; Drosophilidae
Product: mpv17-like protein 2
Exons: 2
Coding region: 72-683 (203 amino acids)
Biological process (GO): mitochondrial ribosome assembly
Cellular component (GO): membrane; cytoplasm
Source: RefSeq, a predicted model, not a curated record